Molecule: messenger RNA, 1373 nt
Organism: Eurytemora carolleeae
Lineage: Eukaryota; Metazoa; Arthropoda; Copepoda; Calanoida; Temoridae
Product: myb-like protein A
Exons: 12
Coding region: 2-1333 (443 amino acids)
Source: RefSeq, a predicted model, not a curated record
AAUGAAUCUGGAGGAAAUGGAAAACCCGGGAGCGUUGUUUAAAUAUGAAAAUGAUAACAUUCAUUUCUUUGAAAAUUCUCCCUUUAACACUAAAACAAGAGAGGGUCGGAUGUUGGAUGAAAUUUCUGGGAUGUACAGUUCUUUAUUUGGAUCAAAAUCAUCACCUGACAGACAGAAGCACCCUGUAGUGUUUCUGCCUGACGGGAGCAGCAAACCUUGUAAACCUUCAGGCCAGAUGUCAACAUUUGGUUAUCUCAGUUUUAUUCUUUCCGUGGUGAACUCCGUGGUUAAUGCCGCAAACAACAUCAACAACAACAACAACAAUAACAACAACAAUGAUAACAACAACAACAAUAACAACAACAACGUGAAUAUUCAAAACAGCAACAACAAUCAGAACAACAACAACAUGCUGAUGGUGGGAAGGAGAUUGAAUAUAGAGAAUAUCCGAAGGAUUGAGGAAACCCUGUCGAGACAUUACCAUACCACCCAGACGGGAAACGGAACUGUGUUGAGCUUACAGUGGAAAGAUUUUAACUCAGGACAGAACACUUCUCAAUCUGUCCGAGGUAGUCAGGAUGUUUUAAAGAACGGUGAUCAAACCGUCCCAGCUCAGGGAGCAUCAAUAAACAAUUCUCAAUCCGUCCGAAGUAGUCAGGAUGCUUUAAAGAUUGGUGAUCACACCGUCCCAGCUCAGGGAGCAUUAAAGAACACUUCUCAAUCUGUCCGAGGUAGUCAGGAUGUUUUAAAGAACGGUGAUCGCACCGUCCCAGCUCUGGAUGCUUCAAAGAACGCUUCUCAAUCCGUCCUAGAUGAUCUGGGUGCAUUUAAGAACAGUGCUCAAACCGUCCCGUUUGCUCAGGGCUCUUCAAAGGCUAACAGGAUUUCUACAAAUUCCCACGAAUCAGAAAUUUGGUGGGUUAAAACUGUUAAAGAUUGGACGACUAAGCUGCUUAAUGAUUGGAGCAGCGGUGAGAGCAGCAUCAGCAGCAGGAGGAGUAUAAGGAGGAGGUGGAGUAGGAGUAGCAGAUUCACGAAAACCAGGAGCAUUAAGGAUAUUCCCAGACAGGACAAAGAUACGUCUUUCGUUACAAGAGAGGAUCUCAGCGAUCUCUCCGUACAGGAGAGAAUGAUCGUCGAGACAAUUCUUUCAUCAAAUAUAUUCAUCAAUCUAUUCAUCAAGACGCAUCAACAAGACGAUAUUUUAAUGGAUGAUCACUGUGCCAAGAUAAAACAAAUAGCAGACUUGGGUACCUGGAGUAAGAUGGUUACUCGGAAACUAUCUCAAGGGUUGGAGAAGAUACUUGGUGUUAAGUUAGACUGUAAUUUGUAAACUAUUUCAAAAUAAUAAGGUUAAAUAGAAAUUUAGUUAU